AUGGAUUCUUGGAGCUUUAAUUCUGUGGUUAAGGCUUUCGUAGAUGAUGAAUCUCUUUCAACUGCUGAUGCAUUUGAGAAAGAUGAAACUGGAUCAAUCGGAUGGGAUGUUAAACCCCCAUUUAUCUAUGGGAACAACACCAUGUUGUUCCCAAACGAAAUUAACAUUAAGAAUCAACUGUUUGGGGACAUCGGUUUUCCUCCAUUGAUGAGGAAUUCGUUGUUCAAUCCAGCUAUGGCUACCUCUCAGAAUGCAUUUUCUGAGGGUAACGUGUCUAGUUCCAAGCUUCAAUCUAACUCUAGAGAGUUUGAACUUUUUGAUCUUAAGUUAGGUAGGCUUCCUGAUCAAAGAGAGGCUCAGAUGGUUUCCCACAAUUUGAGUACAUCAGAAGUUUCUACGCCAUCAAAGCGACCACGAGAUAUGGGUUUCAGUUCUUCUACAUCAUUUUGCAAAGUUCAUGGUUGCAAUAAAAACCUCAGCAAUUGUAAAGAAUACCACAAAAGGCAUAAAGUUUGUGAGGUUCACUCAAAGACUUCUAAAGUCAUUGUGAAUGGCAUUGAACAAAGAUUUUGUCAGCAAUGCAGCAGGUUCCAUGUGCUGUGCGAAUUUGAUGAUGGCAAGAGGAGCUGUUGCAAACGUCUUGCUGGCCACAAUGAGCGUCGAAGGAAACCACACACAGGUGUCCUCUCUGAACAACAUGGGAGAUUGUUUCCUUCGUAUAACAUCAAAUUUGAAGGUAAUCCUGCUACUUUAUUUCAGAUUAGAUGA
This is a messenger RNA of Lactuca virosa, 768 nucleotides long. The record is from the annotation of a GenBank genome assembly. NCBI's taxonomy places the organism in Eukaryota, Viridiplantae, Streptophyta, Magnoliopsida, Asterales, Asteraceae.